CGACAUGGUACCGAGUUAUAUGCUCUGUUGGGACACGGCUCGUGGGACAAUCACUCUACGGUAUUUUCUUCCCUAUUCCACAUAUUUUAACAUCUAUAGAAUCAAAAGAUGGAAACUCUUAAUCCAGAAGGCCUGCAUACAAUAAUAUGUAACACAUAUCAAAAUAUUUUUGAGGUAUCUCCUGUACUUAAAGAACUCGCUACAGCUGCUAGACAUUACCAUAAGGCUAUACAAAAUGUAACCACAUCAUCUUCUGCUUUCCAUCAAGCGCUCAACAAGAUCUCACAAAUGGCUUCCACGUCUGUGGGACCUGCUAAACCGCUAGGGCAGACAAUUGAAGACAUUAUGGAAACCAAUCGUGAUAUAGAAAACAGACGCUCAGAGAUCCUCAAGACCAUGAUGAAUGAUCUGAUAGUUCCUUUGGAGUCUCUCAUUGAAUCAGACAAUGUUUAUGUUAAGGCUGUUCAAAAGAGUUACAAUCAAGACAACAAAACGAAAGUUGAGCUGGUAGAAAAAGCAAGAUCUGAUCUGAUGAAAGUGAGAAAGAAAAGCCAACGUAAAAAGCCAACUGAUAAAUAUGAAGAAAAGGAACGACAGUGCGAUGAAUAUCAUUCCAACUUACAAAAACAACUGGCCAACUUCAGGAAAGAAUCCUGUCAGAGGUCGUUGUCAGAAGAAUGGAAGCGAUACGUAUUCGUAGUGGAAAGAACUAACAUAUUCAUGAAGAGUUACAUGGAGUUUUACGACUACAACGCAGCCAUGUUGAGAGAGAAAAUAUCUUCGUGGCUUUCUCAAGUAAAGAAGAGACCCGAAGAAGAGGCCAAUGGUUCGGUCGCACAUGGAGUGGAACCUCUUGGUCCUUUGACACAAAGUAAAGUAAAAAUUAUGGCUAUUUUUGACCACAACGCUGUAGAAGAAUCACAGUUAAGCUUCAAACAGGGAGACAUCAUCGACCCGAUCAGUGAAGUGGUUUCUGGAUGGCAGUACGGACAGAAUAUCAAAACAUCAAAGUCAGGCUGGUACCCAUCCGCUUACACACAAGAGAUUAUCGCUGUUCCUACAGGAUCAUCUGUAAGCCAAACUAUGCCUGCCUCAGGUGUUCAUACACGAGCUGAGUUGAGUCAGACUAGCAAGUCAUUAAAGAGAUAUUCAAGUGCAGGCCCAGCCAUGAUGAAUCUACCGUUACCUGACUAUGGUGCUAGUAGCAGUACUGAAUCCUCCACUAAAACACAAGAAAACAAACCCGAUUGUACUCCCACUGCGUCUCCAGGACCAACCAAGAGUGGAUCCGCACCUUCAUCGCCAGCGAACCAUCCAAAGCUUGGAGCUCCACCGCCACCACCAUCACCACCCACUGAGGUUCCAUCGCCACCCCCACUCCCUGAAAACAAUAAUGAAAGUGAAAAGUCUAAUCCGUUCACUGGUGUCGCCCUAAAGAAGGCAGUCACAAACGAUCGCUCAGCGCCAAAGAUUUAAUGAAUUUAAUCCUACACGGUCGAAGUACGAAAAUGACCUGCUUAGAUUCAGCUUUUUAAACUGAAACCAAUCAAGUAAAAUCAUUGUCUCUAGUACUUUGACAGUAAUAAUUUUUUUGACCAACCGACCUCGUUUUGAUGUUUUUCAAAGUGAGGCUGGACAGGCCUCGACACAUUGAAGGUAUAUCAAUAGCUAGAACAGUCGCGUUAUCUAUUCACUAGAAUGUGUAAAUUGAUUAUAAAUUGAAUUGAAUUUGGAAUUGAAAAUCUAAUAUAUUUAGUUUAUUUCAAAUCGUAGUAGUAUAUUUAUAGAAAAAAAUCACGAUUUUAAAGUUGGUAGAUUGGUAGUAUAUCUGUAGAAAUCCGCUAGUUUAUCGUAAACUCGACGACUGACUUUGUAAUGGCUUUUGCUCUAAGCCAAUCAAGAGUUGGCACUAAAAUACACGCGCGUGCUUAUCCAAUCACAGCGCUUCAAAUUGGGAAGACAUUUAAGUGUUGCCAAAUGAAACGAUUUUCUUUUUCUUUUUUUCCAAACAAAAUUCGAAUUCUUUGAAAAAAAAAUUUUUUUUCCCACUAGGAUAGUAGAUUAUGAGAAAACCUAGUGUGGUGUUUUGUCAAUUACUUUCGUAAAGUCAGACAGUCAGUCAGCUUAAGUAUCUUCAUGCGAGACAUGAAACACUUUUUUAAGAUAAAUGAGAUUCAUUCGUUCGUCAUUCCUCUACAACUUGAUAUAUCUUUCAAGUUCAAUAAUCCAGAAUAUAAUUUUCUAUUAUUCCUUUACAUCUGUAUGCAUAUUUUUUCCCGUUUAUAUUUCGUUUUUUUCAAUAGUUUGUAAACUUAUAGGAAUCCAACAUUUCAGCGCAAGUAACUGCGAAAAUUGAGUUCUAUAUAAUUAAAAUAAAGUUUAGUUUAUUGAUUAUUUCAGUGAAUGAAAUUCGAAUAGAUUUGAUUCUUUAGAUCAGUAGUAUUGUAAAUUAUUUCUGAUAAAGAAAAUUAAUAAAUGUGAAAAUAUAUUACUUAA
Actinia tenebrosa (Australian red waratah sea anemone) is the source of this 2496-nucleotide messenger RNA. RefSeq names its product BAR/IMD domain-containing adapter protein 2. Gene Ontology annotation, biological process: plasma membrane organization; actin filament bundle assembly; positive regulation of actin filament polymerization. Gene Ontology annotation, molecular function: protein binding. Lineage: Eukaryota; Metazoa; Cnidaria; Anthozoa; Actiniaria; Actiniidae. Gene Ontology annotation, cellular component: nucleoplasm; cytosol. The record is from RefSeq and is a predicted model, not a curated record.